UAACCUAUAUUCCCCACUGAUCCUUUAGUCUGUUUUCUCUCACCUCGUUCAAGCGCAAUCAAAAGCAAAAGGGUUUUCCUUGCCUCGUUCGGUUUCUCGUCUCUCGUCCUCGCUGUCAUCCAUGGCUGAACGUACCGCCUCUGAUACUCGCCUCCGCAUCUCCGCCAAUCCUCCGUAUGAGAUCUCCAAAGAUUUUCAGGGCCCUGACAAUCCUAUUCCUCUCUCACCUCAGUGGCUUUUGCCAAAGCCCGGUGAGAGUAAACUUGGAACAGGAAGUGUGGAAAACCAUGUGGUUCCAGCUCCACCAUAUGGCAAUCGCUCAGAGACUGUCAAGAUAUCUGGAAAUGGUGAGGAUCUGCAUGAUGCCCAUAAGAGAAAGGAUGUUUUCAGGCCAUCCAUGCUUGAUUCAGAAAGUGUUCGUCGUGACCGUUGGCGUGAUGAAGAGAGAGACACCAAGUUCAUACGAAAGGACCGUUGGAGGGAUGGGGACAAAGACCUUGGUGAUGCUCGGCGUGGGGAUCGGUGGACUGAAAAUAUGCCCACAAGGCACUUUGGAGAAUCACGUCGUGGUCUACCUGAUAGAUGGAAUGAUUCAAGUAACAAAGACACAAACUAUGAUCAACGACGUGAGAGUAAGUGGAACACACGUUGGGGUCCUGAUGACAAGGAGCCAGAAAGUUUGCGUGAAAAAUAUGGUGGUUCUAGGAAAGAUGGUGAAGUUCAUAUGGACAAAGGCUUGUCAAACAUUUCCAAUCAUGGAAAGGAUGAAAAGGAGGGGGAUCAUUAUCGGCCAUGGAAACCUAAUUCCUCACAGAGUCGUGUAAGGGCGGAGCCACCCCACCACCAAAACUUAACACCAAACAAACAAGUCCCUACAUUUUCUUAUGGACGGGGCCGUGGGGAGAAUACGCCUCCUGUCUUCUCUCUUGGACGUGGUCGGGUUGGCCCUGGUGGUAGCCCUAUGAAUAGUAUCUCUUCAUAUUCUCAUUAUCCUGGAACUAAUAUGGAUAAGAUUGAAAGUUUGCCUGGAGAGCCUGGUCUAUUUAUGUACAGCAGGAUGAAGUUACUUGAUGUGUACAAGGUAACUGACAUGCAUGCAACUAGAAAAUUUGCUGAUGAGUUUGUUCAAGUUCCUCAUCUAACACAGGAUGAACCUCUAGAGCCCCUAGCACUUUGUGUGCCAACUCCUGAAGAACAGGAUGCUUUAAAAGGAAUUGACAGAGGGGAAAUAAUUAGUAGCGGUGCACCUCAGGUGCCAAAAGAUGGAUGGAAUACUGCUGAUGCCGCACAGUCAAGACGAAUGAAGCUAGGAGGUGCCCCUCUCCAAGACAAGGGUGAAGAUGUAGUUUCAUUCAAGCUCGCUGAUGAGGUUCCUAGCAAUAGAGAAUUGACCUUUGAAGGAGAUGGUUCUGUUAAUCCUGCUGCUGCAUUGCGAGCUAUGCCAACAAGCGAGCAUCCAAACACUUCUUUGCAUGAUGUGCCUGGUGAUCUUAAGUCAAGAAACUUAGAUAUGACUUGGUCACAUCAACUGAAGGAACCUCAUAGCCAGCGUGAAAGUAAUCUGAGUUAUUUAUCUGACUCCAAAGAUGUACCUAAGUGGCAAACUAAUGAAGAUCCCAUAGUUAAGAGGCAGCUAUCUGGCAUUUUUGACACUGGGUUUGAAACACGGAGAGUUCCUCAGACUCCUCCAGAGGAGUUAUCUCUUUUCUAUAAAGAUCCUCGGGGUCAAAUUCAGGGUCCCUUUAAAGGAAUUGAUAUUAUUGGAUGGUUUGAGGCUGGAUAUUUUGGCAUUGAUUUACCUGUUCGUAUGGAAAAUGCUGCAGCUGACUCGCCUUGGGUGUCACUUGGCGAUGCCAUGCCGCAUCUGCGAGCUAAGGCCCGGCCACCACCAGGGUUUGCUGCGCCAAAACCAAAUGAGUACACAGAUGCAUCUGGGCGUCAAAAUUCCAAUGCCUUUGGGAGUAUUCAUUCUGGCUUAAGUGAGAUUGAAGUGAUGAGAAAUGAUUCUAGGAAUAGACAGAGUUCUGCCACAGAAGCCGAAAAUAGGUUUUUGGAGUCACUGAUGUCUGGAAAUAAGAGCAGCCCCUCAAUUGAUGGUCAGACUUUGUCAGAAGGAGUAGAUACUGGAAACAUGUUAAUGCUGGCCAAGAGGAUGGCACUUGACCGACAGAAGUCAAUACCAAAUACUUACCAGUAUUGGCCUGGGAGAGAUGUAGCAUCUCUAGUGUCAAAAUCAGAUAUUGUCCCAGAUGCACCUGCACCACCACAUUCAAAACUCUUUGCUUCAGCAAGUGACAGUGGUCUUCAGCCUCGGUCCCAGAAUGCUGACUUGAUGUCUAUCAUCCAAGGACUGUCUGACAGGUCAUCCACAGGGUUUAAUAAUGGUGUUGCUGGAUGGUCAAAUUAUUCUGUGCAAGGUGGUUUGGAUUCACUGCAGAAUAAAAUUGACUUGCACCAUGAUCAGAACUUCCCUCAAGGGCCAUUAGGAAUUCAACAACAAAGGGUACAACCUCAAAACCAGUUGCCUUUUAGCAACCUGGCAGCUCAAGCUGUAGAUAACCCCUCUGGUGUUUUGACAACGGAGAAAUUACUUGCGACUGGUUUGUCCCAGGAUCCUCAAAUGUUAAAUAUGUUGCAACAGCAAUAUUUGAUGCAUUUGCAUUCUCAGGCAGCUGUUCCAUUGCAGCAAAUGUCAUUGCUAGACAAAUUCUUCUUACUGAAGCAACAACAGAAACAGGAAGAGCAGCAGCAGUUAUUGAGGCAACAGCAGCAGAAGCAGCAGCAACUGCUUUCUCAGGUGCUGCAGGAGCAUCAGUCUCAACAGCACUACGGGGAUCCUCCUUAUGCACAGUUGCAGGGAGGUGGAAUACCAAUGGGGAAUUUGCGUGUCGAUCCUUCUCAUAUUCAGCUACCACAAGAGAUUUUUCCAAUCAGUUCACAAACACCAAUUCCCACCAUGCAAGAUACUCUGGCCAAGACUUUGAGCUUACCUGGGCAGGAUGCUAGUUAUGGUGUAAGCAGUGAAGCUUCUGCCCCACCUAUAUCUCACCAAAUAUUUGGCAAUAUUGCUCAUCAGAAAAGUUGGGGCCCUAUUCUUCCAGAGCAAAGUAAUGAAUUGCAGCAAAAGGAAUCAUUGCCUGUAUCAACAAUGGUAGAAAGUUCCAUGUUGCAUGAAAAUAGAAUUAAAGAGGAACCUGUGGUAAAAUCUCUCUCUGUUUCUGACACUGCUGCUAGAUCUCUGGAGCAGAUGCCGGGUAACACAUGCAAAGCUGAUGAUAUUUGCAUGACUGCAACUUCUGAGUCUGGUGAGCAUUCCAUACCUGCUGCAGCUGAUGCUGGGAAGCUAUCAGCUGGAACUUGUGCUUUUGAGUCUCCAGCAGCAAGUAAUAUGGAUAGUAGUGUGAAGAUUGAAUCAGAUGGUGCACACGAAGAACUGCCUGCUGGAAGAGACAGGCCCACUGAUGAGCCCGCCCCUGCAGAUGUAAAAAAUGUUGAAGCACGGGAGCCGAAGAAGGCUUUUGAGAAGAAAUCCAAGAAGCAGAAGUCUUCCAAAUCUCAGUCUUCUGAUUUAGUGAAGGGAUUGUCAAAGAGUCCACCUUUGGAGCAGUCAAAGCAAUCAGAAACUGUAAAGCCAAACGCUGACAUAAAGUUGGGGAGAAGCCAGCAAGGGAGAGCCAGUUCGUGA
This is a messenger RNA of Neltuma alba, 3685 nucleotides long. RefSeq lists its product as uncharacterized. Lineage: Eukaryota; Viridiplantae; Streptophyta; Magnoliopsida; Fabales; Fabaceae. The transcript has 6 exons. The coding region runs from base 122 to 3685 and encodes 1187 amino acids. The record is from RefSeq and is a predicted model, not a curated record. Gene Ontology annotation, molecular function: protein binding.